This is a messenger RNA of Mytilus californianus (California mussel), 4113 nucleotides long. RefSeq lists its product as uncharacterized. The transcript is spliced from 2 exons. The coding region runs from base 99 to 1775 and encodes 558 amino acids. Gene Ontology annotation, biological process: positive regulation of DNA-templated transcription. Gene Ontology annotation, molecular function: zinc ion binding; protein binding; ubiquitin-protein transferase activity. Gene Ontology annotation, cellular component: chromatin; nucleoplasm. The record is from RefSeq and is a predicted model, not a curated record. NCBI's taxonomy places the organism in Eukaryota, Metazoa, Mollusca, Bivalvia, Mytilida, Mytilidae.
UAAAGAUGUCCUAACUAGCUUCCUGUUUGAUCAAAAUUUUGAGAAACCGUGAAGAACGUAAAUAGUCAAACACACAGCUGAAGUAACAUCAAAAGGUCAUGGCGUCCAGUAAGACCAUACAAUGUGGACCUUGUCAAGAAGGAAAAGUAAACACUAAAGCUGAAUUCUGGUGUUACAACUGUAAUGAAGGAUUGUGUUCAACAUGCUCUGGUCGUCAUAAAAGAUCUAAGAUAUCACGUGAUCAUAAAACUAUUGAUAUCAAAAGUAAUAAACCAUCCAUCAGAGUUAUCAAAACAGACUGUGACAAACAUGGUCAACAGCUCAACUUGUAUUGUCCCAGUCAUUUAAUGCCUUGCUGUGAUGAAUGUAUUUCCAUUAGUCAUUCAAAAUGUACUGGAAUAAAAAGUUUAGCAAAUGUAGUCGAGAAAAUUAAAAUUGAAAAGUCCACACAAUCUGUACAAAAACAAAUUGGCUCUAUAAAGCAUUGCCUAGACAAAUUGAUAAAUAACAAAUCAAAAAACAUUAAACGAUGUGAACAAGAACAUGAUAACAUAAAAGAAUUAAUCCUUAAAAUUCGCAAGGACAUAAAUAAACAUUUAACCCAUCUAGAGAAGAAGUUAUGCAAUGAAGCAGAUACUAUUUCGAAUCAGGAAAAGUUAAAAGCAAGAGAUUUAAUAACAGAAAUUGAAGGACAACAGACAAAGUUGAAGGAAAUGCAAGAACACUUACAUUCAGUCAUAUCAAGUAGUACAAAACUUCAAUCAUUUCUAGGUGUACACCAGAUUGAACAACAAGUACAUCAAUGUCAACAAUAUGUUGAAGAUCUGGAAAAAGAUAAGAGGGCCAGAGAAUUUGACAUUAAAAUGAAGCAAAAUAAUGAAAUAGAAAAGAUACUAAGCAAGUUAGGAUCACUAGAAUCCCUAGGAGAAGUGAUUGUUGAUAAAACAGAAAUAACCUUGAAUAGAGAAACAAGUGUGAGGAGGAAGGCACAAGUAGACUCACGAGAACAAUACAACAUAAAGAACAUGACAAUGAAUAUCGAGACAAAGAUAGAGAUCAACACAGAGAAGCGUACUAGUGACAUGAUUUUUCUGAUGGAUGGAAGAGUUAUAGUAGUGGAACAGUAUGGUAAGGUUAACCUAUUAACUUCUGAUGGCAAACUACAGAAACAGUUACCUAUACCAGGUGAAGCAUACAGUGUUACACAGAUCAAUCAGAACACUAUUGCCAUAACGUAUCCUGGUGAUGCCAUUAAGAUCUUCAAUAUGGAGGAUGAAACAGUUACCAAAGUUAUCACAUUAGACAAAACAUGCUGGGGAUUAUCAUUCUCCAAUAAUUCUCUGGCUGUAGGUUUGAGUAGUGAUGAAAUCCGUAUGAUAGACUUGGAAGGAAUAACACUGAAGUCAAUACAAGUUCAGAGUGAAUCACCCCUGUGGAACCUUGUUUACUGUAAUGACAGAGUAACCUAUAGUGACUGUGGUUGUAAUGCAGUAUACUGUUAUGAUGGAUCAGGUAAACAGAUCUGGCGAUAUAAACAGGAUUUAUCAUAUCCAAUGGGACUUUGUACAGAUACAUAUGGUAACAUUAUUGUAGCAGACUAUGACUCUGGUAGAAUAAUAGGAAUAGCAAAAGAUGGACAGAAUAGUAAAGUACUGAUUAGUGAAGAGGAUGAACUGGAAGGCCCUUGGUGUAUUUGUUUUAAACAUGAUGAGUCAUCAGGUCUUAUUUCUAAAGAAGAUGGCACAUACUUGGCUAAAAUCAAUUUAUCAUCUUAAUAAGAUGCUGAAUCUAAUGAUAUAACCUGACUUUGAUUCUACAACUUUUUAUAUAUAUUCAUUCAGCAUUUAACUGUACAUUCAGUCAAUUAAGUGGAGUCAGCAUGGUCAGUAUCAGUAAUUUGGGACCAUCGAGUGAACAUCUUAAUGUAAAUAAUUUUGUGUUGCACCAAUUGUUCAAAAUUACAAUGAUAAACAUAAAAUCAGUACAAAAAUUUGUUUGAUUCUUGUUUUUUUUUCUAUUUUUUGCUCAUUGUAAAUAAAUUUCAGGUUGUUUUAAACCGUUAUCACAAAUUGUAAAAUUGUUUUCGAACUUGUCCGAGACAUUGCUAAAAUAAACCUAUGAUAUAAGUUUCAUAAAAAUUUGGCAAGCAAUGUGCAGGUGCGAGCACUAACAAUGUAAUUUUCCAUAUAAUUAAUUUUUCCAAAGGGCAUAACUCUUUAUAAAAUACUUCAUUAGCACUGAUUUUCGAACUUGUCCAAGAUAUUGCUGAUAUAAACCUAUGAUAUAAGUUUCAUAAAAAUUUGUGUCCCGCGGGGGACAAUAACAACUAAUAAAUAAAUCUAUGUUCUCCCAGACUAAAGUAUCAAUCAGUAUACAUCUAAGGAUUUAGUGUAAAGAUGUCAUUAACAGUCUGAUAAAAAGCAUGACUUCGUAUAAUAUCUAAAUAUAAGUAGUAGUACAUAACAUCGACAGAAUAUAGGACCAUAAGCUUUCUUAAAUUCAUAGCAAUAUAUAUGUACUGUAGUUAUAUAUGUUUUGAUUUAUAAAAAAUGAAAUUUAGUACUAAUAAACAAAAUAUUCAAAGAUCUUACUAAGGUGUUAUAUUGAUAUUCCAUAAGAAUGCGUUUAUUCAAAUGAUCAAUAAGUUCACAUGGAUCUUAUCUUAAUUGACAGACUUUAUAAACAGCACUACAAUAAAAAUAAGGAUGUGAUAUCGCUUUUUGGUAAGAAUUCUACAGAAACUGUCAAACUUCCAAAUCAAAUAUUUGUACCUAUGACAUAAUUUAGUAAAUGUUUUAAUUAAUUUAAGGUUACUCAAUCCCCAUCUUAAUAAUGUACUGUAAUCUAUUGAAUUAUACUUUUGUGAUGCACAUUUAUGUAUUGUGCAAUGCUUUAAACAAUGUACUGUAGUGUAUUGCAUUAUCCUUUGAAAGAGGGUCUUCAGAAAUACUGUGAAGCUUUUAACUCGCGUAGUGGUAUUAACCAUAUUAGUAUUCUAAAAAAACUCUGAAGAACUUUUGGAUAAUUUUGAAUCUCUAUCUUUCUCUGAAAUUAAUUUUAUCAAAACUUUUGAUUUUUCAACCCUGUAUACCACCAUUUCCCAUGUGAAAUUGAAAAAUCGUCUAAAAGAAAUAAUCCACAAUGCUUUUCAAUACAAAAAUGGUAGCAUAAGCUAUACAUUUAUUACUUUGGGAUACCAUACGGCAUAUUUUGUAAAAUAGUGAUAAAAAAAGGUAAAACAUGCUACACAGAGGAACAAGUGAACAGUAUGCUGGAGUUUCUAAUUGACAACAUAUUUGGUGAAUUUGGAGGUAGACUUUUUCACCAAAUUGUCGGCAUUCCUAUGGAAACGAACUGUGCGCCUCUCCUUGCCGACCUCUUCUUGUUUUCGUAUGAGCCGGAGUUCUUUCAGACACUUGUCAAAAACAAGAAGAUGAAAGAAGCCAGAUCAUUUAAUUUCACAUUCAGAUAUAUUAAUGAUAUUGAUGAUGUUUUUUCCAUUAACAAUCCAAACUUUUCUGAUUGGGUUCCAUUAAUAUAUCCUCCAGAACUAUCCAGAACUAUCCAUUUGUAAAAUGUAUGCAUUUAUGUAUAAUUCUUUUAACCGAUUUUUCAAUAAAUACUAAGUGAAUUUUGAUACUUGAACUUCUAUAAGAACAUGUACUGUAAAAAAAGGAGAUGUAAGGUCAACAUCAGCAACAGAUUAAGUUCAGACAACACCAAAAAAAUAUAAUUGCUUUGUGACAACAAUCAUGACAAUAGAAUAGUGCAAUCUGAUAUUGCUACUAUUACUUAUUUAUUGUACUUGUGUGUUCAACUGUUUAUAUAAUAUAAUUUAUGAUGCAAUAAAAAAUCUAGUCCUUACAUUUGCUUUUAAUUCAAAAAACAUCUUGGUUUUAUUUAUCAUAAAAACGAUCUGCAUCAUUAAACUAACUCACAUACAAAAUAUUCAACAAAGGUGGUUCCUCAUGAAAGUGUAAUCAACCAUAAACCAAGAUACUCAUCUAGUAAAACAAUAAUAAUAAAUAAACCUGAAACUUACAUUUUCCCUUUUAUCUAAAAGUCAGCUUUGUUGUACUCAAAAUGAAGUGAUCUGGGUCUAUAAAGUAACUA